Molecule: messenger RNA, 1438 nt
Organism: Haliotis rubra (blacklip abalone)
Lineage: Eukaryota; Metazoa; Mollusca; Gastropoda; Lepetellida; Haliotidae
Exons: 10
Coding region: 277-1410 (377 amino acids)
Source: RefSeq, a predicted model, not a curated record
UGUAUUAAAGCAGCCCGGAAUAUGGCUAAGCGCCACACUUACGCGCCAGUCAUAUUAAAGUAUUUCAAAUCUCACAUUUCGCACAUACAUUGGCAUUAACCCGUUAUCUAAUAACCACAUUAUGAAAAACUUGUGAAAAUGCUUUUUGAUAUUUGUGUUACUAUAUUAUUGCGAAAUAUACAUUAAUGUCGUCUUUUUUAAGGUGUCAUUCGGUACAACAAGGGAGUAAUCCAUGUUCAUAUUUGAACUUCCGCUUCCACCGUUGGAUAAUUCAAGAUGAAUCAUGCAGCCAUAAUCCCAAAUCGGUUCCAGCUGAACGAGGACUUUGACAAUAUAAUCGUUCCGAGUCAAACUUCAAGAAAGAGGAGGAAUUUAAGGAAGGGUGAUACUAUUGCACAGAAGGCUUCAAAGUCAACAUGCCCAAAACAACCGCAGCAUCAGCAAAUUCAUCACCAGCAACAGCCGGGUCUGUCUGAUCAAGAACUCUCUACUCCUAAAACAGUCAUUGAAUCUGAGUAUACACUCACACCACUAAGGCAGUAUGAGCACCUGCUGAUACAGGGUAAAGGCCUGUCUCCAUGCAGCCCCCAUCACACUGCAUUUGCCCUGCAAGACUUUGACCAGACAUGUAACAAAUUGAAGGAUGUCUAUUACAUUGUUCGGAGACGGCACAUUACGUGUUGUGAUGGAAAUACCUGGGUCUAUGCUUGCCAGUGUGAAAGGGCAAGGGAGACACUGGUGUUUGCCAUUGAACAACCGUAUAAUGGCUCAGUCCAAGAAAUCAAAGAUUUAGAUCAGCAUGCCAAUCAUGUCGAAUGUCUUCAUAUCAAGGCAUGCAGAGAGCUGUUAAGGAGCACCAUCACGACCGAUGACUACAAUUCCCAUUCUGUCAAUGAUGUGUCGGAUCACCAAUAUUGCAAGUCCAAUGAUCAUGUGGAGUUAUAUCCCCUUUUGUCAACAGAACAUGCUGUGUGUGUCCACAUAUCUACCGGUAACUCAUCCAACGAGUCAUAUGCCAUUGUCAGCUUAAACUUUCAAGGUGGGCACUCAUUAGCAUGUUCUGUAUGCAAAAAGGCACCAUGCCCACAUACAGAUGCCAUCAAGUGUUCUGGGCACUCAUUAGCUGAGGUACUGAAAGAGCUGUUGUCAUCAAAACCAUCUUUCAGGGCACGAUAUGUCCCUUAUCCAAUAUCAAAAAAAAAAAAAGAUUUCAGCAUGUCUAGUUUUCAAGGAAAAUAUGAAAACAGUUUUGCCCCAGACACAUCAGGCAUCUGUGUUUGUGGAUCUCCUUGGGGUGAAUUAACAGAUGGCCUGGACUCAAUGAUGUUCACCGCAACCACUUCAUCCAGUGUUAGAGGUAUGCAGAUACUGAGAGAUGCGAGCCAGAACAACGCUGUCUUCUUUUUAUAAAACAUCGGUGUGGCAGCAUGCUGAAAAU